Messenger RNA from Paramecium pentaurelia, 617 nucleotides. NCBI's taxonomy places the organism in Eukaryota, Ciliophora, Oligohymenophorea, Peniculida, Parameciidae. The record is from the annotation of a GenBank genome assembly.
AAUGAAUACAGAAGAAAAAUAAGUACGUGUAUAUGCAGAUGGAGUCUAUGAUAUGUUUCAUUAUGGACAUGCACGUUAAUUAGAAUAAUGCAAGAAGCUCUUUCCAAAUACUUAUUUGAUUGUUGGAGUUUGUUCUUAAGAGGAUGUUGAGAAAUUUAAAGGAAAAUCUGUGAUGGAUGGUUACUAAAGAACUGAAAGUGUUAAACAUUGUAAAUGGUAAGUGUAAAUUUAUAUAUUUUAAGGGCUGAUGAAGUCAUCUAUCCUGCUCCAUGGAUAAUCGAUGAGAAAUUCCUCAAUGAUCAUCGUAUCGAUUAUGUUGCUCAUGAUGAUAUUCCAUAUACAACUGCUGAUGUCGAUGAUGCAUAUGCUUUGUGCAAGAAACUUGGAAAAUUCAAGGUAAUAUAAAGAUACAUAUAUGAAUAGGCAACUAAAAGAACUGAAGGCAUAUCUACUACUGAUAUUAUUGGAAAGAUAUUAAAAGAUAGACAUAAAUAUUUAAAAAGGAAUAUUGAAAGAGGUAUGAGUAGAUAAGAAUUGGGAAUGGGAUUAUGGGAAUAUUAUUAAUUAAAAUAUGAUUGGUUAUUUUGCUAAAGAAGAAAAAGAAAGCAAGAUUGAUU